Messenger RNA from Coregonus clupeaformis (lake whitefish), 2823 nucleotides. Its product is annotated as sialic acid-binding Ig-like lectin 5. Lineage: Eukaryota; Metazoa; Chordata; Actinopteri; Salmoniformes; Salmonidae. The record is from RefSeq and is a predicted model, not a curated record. The coding region runs from base 152 to 2050 and encodes 632 amino acids. The transcript is spliced from 9 exons.
GGGGCAUGAAGUGACAGUUCACACAGGGCUCCUGAUCAACAGGAGGAGAGAGAUCAGUAGACACAGACAGAGAUAGUGACCAUACAGAAAGUGGAGAAAGAGGAGAGAGACCCUAGUGCUGUGGUUGAUUAAUCGAGGCAGUAGAGGCAGGAUGUGGGUCCUCAUCUGGGCAGCUCUACUUCUCUCUCUGACAGAGAGAACCACAUGCAACAAACAGCCACCACCACCACCACCAAUAGCAUCACCCUGGACCAUCACCUUCAGUCCAGCAGAGAUAACAGCAGAGAAGGGACUAUGUGCUGUUAUUUCAUGUACCUUCAGUCAUGCAGAGAACUUCAAUCCUACUGCAGCAAUAUGGUUUAAAUGCCCUGAAAAUGGCAAAUGUGAUCAGGAUGAAAACAUAAUUAUCCACUCUGAAACUCCCUCUAAAGCUCAGGAGGGUUACAGAAAGAGAGUGUCUCUACUGGAGACUGAUAUGACAAAGAAGAACUGUAGUGUAAUCAUCAACAACAUCAGAAAGAAUGACUCUGGAGAGUAUCAGUUCAGACUGCUAAGUGCAUUUACAUACUCCAAGAAAGUGAAAAUCACAGUGAGAGCUCUGACCCAGAAGCCCUCAGUGUUGACUCCUCCUCUGACAGAGGGAGAACCAGCUACUCUGACCUGCACCGCCCCGGGGAUCUGCUCUGGAACUCCUCCUAACAUCACAUGGACAUGUAGAGGGACAGGAGACAACAUCACUGAGCUCAGAGACAAUACCACCAUACAGAAGAGAGAGGACCUGACCAGCGUCACAACAUCCCACUUCUCAACUUUGACCUUUACACCCUCAGCUGAGCACCACAACAUGAUGGUUACCUGUCAAGUAACUCAGAAAAAACUUCAAAUUGAAGAGACAGUAACUUUGAAUGUAACAUAUGUGAAAGACCCCCAAAUAACUGGAAAUAAAACAGUGAAGGAGGAUGGUACCCUGGGUCUGACCUGCAGUGUUGACAGUUACCCACCAUCUGACAUCACUUGGAGUAAGAACAGGACAAGUGCCCCACUUCAGAAUUACACUGAAAAUGCCACUCUCACCAUCUCCAAUGUGACAAGAGAACAUGCUGGGGAGUAUGUGUGUACAGCGCAACACCUCAACAGGACUAUGACAGCUUCCACUGUUGUCACUGUGAUGUACCAUCCUGUGAUUCUUCCUGGCUCUGGGUGUGUGGAUCAGGCAGAGGUCAUGACCUGUGUGUGUGUCAGUCAGGGGGUUCCCUUACCCCUCAUAGAGUGGCCACUGUUGGUGCUCAACACAGAGAACACUAUGUCAGUGUUGGGUUCCUCAGUGAACAGCACUAUCAGCCUGCCUGUUAGAAACCACAACAACACCACUGUGGAGUGUGUCAGCGGAAAUGUGGUGGGUGUAGUGAGAGCGAAGUUGCAGGUCACCCAAAAUAAGAGCCAAGAAAAUCAAAGAGAGAAGGGACGGGACAGUAUUAUAGCUAUUCUGUCGGACCAAAAACUGAUUAUUGCGUUUGUGAUUGGUGCAGCCCUCUCAGCCACCAUCUGUUGUAUCUUCAUGUGUUUGACAGGGAAAUGUAAAAGACAAAAAGAGAGGAUCCCAAAGGACUCAGACUCCAAAAGCCCUUUCAUGAACCUGGAGAUGGUGGCAUGUGAAGACCAACAGACAGAUGCAGGACAAGCUGUGGGGGGCGAACAGACACCUCUGCAGGGGGUGCUGAGGGAGGGAGCUGAAAAUGGAGGGCCCCUGACCAGUGGAGCCACGGGAAAAUCUGCCACAAGGGAAGAACCCAAAGAAGUGGACUACGCCAGUAUUGACUACUCCCUGCUGAAGAAGAAGACUCCUGAGGAGGCACAGAAGAAGACCACCACCACAGAGUCAGAGUAUGCCGAAAUCAAACGAGAGAAGAAGAAAGAUGGGGAAGAAGAUGAAGGAGAGGGGAGUGGUGUGAUGGAGGAGGAGGAGAAAGAGAACAGUAAGCCAGCAGCAGAGACAGAUGAGGAUACAGCGCUUUACUCCAACGUCAAGGCUAUUAUGGGUGGUGAGUGACACAGCAAUUUUCGCUAAAAAAAGUGGGGGAUAGCAUACAGUGUUAUACAGCCAUGGGUUCUUAUAUAAUUUUCUGAAUCCAGAUUGAAAGUUUUAAGAUGAUACUGGGACUUUUGUUCAACUGAAACUAUGGUAGUUAAUAGUUUUGGUGUUGUUUCCUCAUGUGCUGAAUCCAGUUGGAAUGUUUUCUGAUAAUACAGAGACUUUGUUUAAUAACUGAAACUACUGUAGUUAAAAGUUUUGGUAAAUGCUUUAUUUUACAGCCCUGUGUCAGAUGGUACUGUACGUGCCUGGUGGUUGUACAAUUUUAGUUUAGUAAUGAUUCUGUUUUGUCACCAUGAGGAAGGACUGACAAAUAUGUGGUUUGGAGAAGUAGAGAGGUCAAACCAUUUCUUGUUUUUUUUACUCCUCUUUCCUUUCAUUUUUGCAUUUCGAAUUGACAAGUGGGGUUGGAAUAUUAGGUAGUAUGUGUGGUUGUAACCAAUAUAUUUCUGUACAUAGAAUACUGAUUUACUGCAGAAAAUGGUGUCAAAAUGUUAUACAGAAUUCUCAUUUUGGGCUAGCCAGAGAGCUCAAAUGAAAUGAAUCAAGAAAAAAAAUGCAUUACGCUUUUAAAAGUUGUGUGCUAUAGACGGGUUGGUUGUCUAGCAACAAAACAGAUGUGUGCACAGCUAUGGGGCAAAACAGACAGGUUGGCUUACAUUGUUGACCAAAUGUAAACUAUAUUUUGUCUCCAAUGUUUAUUGAAAAUAAAAAUACAUUUGCACAAUGAG